Pelobates fuscus (common spadefoot toad) is the source of this 2887-nucleotide messenger RNA. RefSeq names its product ATP-dependent RNA helicase DDX19B. The coding region runs from base 63 to 1535 and encodes 490 amino acids. NCBI's taxonomy places the organism in Eukaryota, Metazoa, Chordata, Amphibia, Anura, Pelobatidae. Gene Ontology annotation, biological process: poly(A)+ mRNA export from nucleus. Gene Ontology annotation, cellular component: cytoplasmic stress granule; nucleus. The transcript is spliced from 12 exons. The record is from RefSeq and is a predicted model, not a curated record. Gene Ontology annotation, molecular function: RNA helicase activity; RNA binding; ATP binding.
GACUCUUAGGCGGAAGCGAAGUUUUUUCCGGCAGAUUCCGACUGUGAGCACUGAGCAGCACGAUGGCGACCGAUUCCUGGGCCCUGGCUGUGGACGAACAAGAGGCGGCGGCAGAGACACUCAACAAGUUGGUCCUGAAAGAAGAUGACGAACCUCCUAAGUCAGAAAGUAACAGUUUGAAUGGAGCAGGUGAUGCUGGAAACACUGAAAAGACUAAUGGUGACAGUGAUGAAAAGACAGAAGAUGAUGACAAAGAGGACAAAGCUGCACAGUCGCUGCUUAACAAGCUUAUUCGGAAUAAUCUGGUGAACACAACGCACCAAGUAGAAGUAUUGCAACGGGAUCCAAACUCUCCCCUAUACUCCGUCAAAUCGUUUGAAGAGCUGAGAUUGAAACCACAGCUUUUGCAAGGAGUUUAUGCCUUGGGAUUCAACAGACCUUCCAAAAUCCAGGAGAAUGCACUGCCCAUGAUGCUGGCUGAGCCGCCUCAGAAUCUCAUUGCUCAGUCCCAGUCUGGCACAGGUAAAACGGCUGCCUUCGUACUCGCUAUGCUCAGUAGAGUGAAUCCUGCAAACACUUACCCGCAGUGUUUGUGCCUCUCCCCUACCUAUGAACUGGCCUUGCAGACUGGUAAGGUCAUCGAGCAGAUGGGGAAAUACUAUCCAGAGCUAAAACUGGCAUAUGCUGUGCGUGGGAACAAAUUGGAGCGCGGCCAUAAGAUCUCUGAGCAGAUUGUCAUUGGAACCCCAGGUACCGUCCUGGACUGGUGCUCCAAACUAAGGUUCAUUGAUCCCAAGAAGAUCAAGGUGUUUGUGCUUGAUGAAGCAGAUGUGAUGAUUGCAACUCAAGGACAUCAAGAUCAGAGUAUCCGAAUCCAGAGAAUGUUGCCCCGUGACUGCCAGAUGCUCCUGUUUUCUGCUACAUUUGAAGAGUCUGUAUGGAGAUUUGCUCAGAAAGUCGUUCCUGAACCCAAUAUUAUCAAAUUGAAACGGGAAGAGGAGACCCUGGACACAAUCAAACAGUACUAUGUGCUCUGUAACAACCGGGAGGAGAAGUUUAAAGCUCUCUGCAAUAUUUAUGGUUCCAUAACCAUCGCACAAGCUAUGAUCUUCUGCCAUACUCGGAAGACUGCAUCUUGGCUGGCUGGUGAAUUGUCUAAUGAAGGACAUCAGGUGGCAUUGCUCAGCGGGGAGAUGGUGGUGGAGCAGCGAGCAGCUGUGAUCGAUCGCUUUAGAGAAGGCAAAGAAAAAGUUCUUGUUACAACCAAUGUGUGCGCCCGAGGUAUUGAUGUGGAGCAAGUCUCUGUAGUGAUAAACUUCGACCUUCCAGUGGACAAGGAUGGAAACCCUGAUAAUGAGACAUACCUUCACAGAAUUGGUCGCACCGGACGAUUUGGCAAGAGAGGGCUGGCUAUCAACAUGAUUGACAGCAAACACAGUAUGAAUAUUCUGCAACGAAUCCAACAGCACUUCAAUAAGAAGAUUGAGAAACUUGACACGGACGACAUAGAUGAGCUUGAGAAAAUUGCCAACUGAAACGACUCACCUUUCUUUACUCUUCACCAGUAUCUCCUUAGCGGUGGUCCUAAUCAUGUGGUCACACAGCGAAAAAACAAGCCACAGAAAUUGCCUCAUUGUACCUGCCGUUACCUCCCAGUGUGGGGGGGACAAGGUGAAGGUUUCAGAAGUGAUGUUUUUAGAGUAGCCUUAAUUGAAGUCCUUUUUAAAAAAAAAAAAAAAAAAAAACCCUGGACAUUCUGCCAGACUGUUUUGCUAGGGGCGCAUUAAAACCCCCUUUUUUUGCAGAAUGGUUGACACAAACACUUUAGCAGUAACGGGCCCUGCCAGUCAGUAUCUCUGCUAUAAUUUAUUGCAAUCUCUGUAUUCCAUCACAAACGAGCUUAGUUAAGGAUGUGAGCUUGGAAUAUUGCCCAAGUUUAUGGGUGAAAAAUGUAUGCAAUGAGGGUGCUCCAGACUAGAGAGAUUUUUUGGGAGUUAGAGGGAGGAGUCCAACUUAAUUUCUGUCGAUCUUAUUACAGGGAUUUGCAGUGUGUUAACAUUUCCCAUGUAAGACUGCAGGUAUAUCCUUUUCAGAUUAAAAAAAUCUCAUGGUAGAUUUUACAUUUUAUUUAAAAAAAAAAAAAAAAAAAAUUCUUCUCUUUUUUUUUUUUUUUUUAUAGUAUUAAGCUACUUCUAUUACACCAAUUUGUUGCUCAGACCUACCCCUUUAAGACUUAAUUGAACUUUCUUUACUAACAUUUAUAUGUGAUCUUUCCAACACAAGGAAUUCAAUAAGUUAAAAUCUUUGUUAUAUGAUUCUAGUAGUAUUAGGAGGGUAAGCAUUUUGCAGCCUUGCAAUGCAUUAAUAAGGCAAAAUGAAUUGAGCGACGCUGCUGAAUGUGUACAUUCACCUGGCGGCUUGCAGGAUUUGUAUAUUGAGGAGAGAAACUGACUUCCAGUGGUCUCCAGGGUAUUCAAUCCUGUGUUUAAGGGUGUAUCUGUGUUUGGUGUUUGCUAGGGGCACUCUAGCUAUAGUCCAGCAUUGAGGGUCCGUAAAGUCCUACACACACGUCAUUUACCUCAGUCUGCACAGCAAGCCUUCAGAAUGGUUGUAUGUGUAUUUUACAUUUUAGCAUAUUGGUUUAAAUCUGCUUCAGGACAGAAGCAACAAUUCUUUUACCAAGUAAAAAUAACAGAUUGGUUUAACCUGUACCUAAAAUUUUAGGAAGCAUGAACACUUUUAAUUAGCUUAGCAAUUUAAGGAAGGUGGAAGUGUGUACAGGACAGGGGUGGCCUAUAGGGAUGGGUUGGGCUUCCUGCUGGUCAUAUGCUUCAUUUGCUUGAUUUUUUUUCUUUUGAAUAAAGAAUGUGCGUCACACACGCUCCAA